AUGAUGCAUAGGUUUAGGGGGCCGUUAUUAGCCUCCAGCAGACCCCCCUCUCCAGUAGCUGUGAAAGGGCGUCCGUUUGAGCAAUUUCAGCCGCUUUGGCCUCUGGAAGGGCUUGGGAGAAACUCGAGGGCCGUGACAAGAGUAUCAAGAGUGAGGAUGUCUUCGGCUGGAAGUGGCAUGGGGAGCCCGUAUCAGGCUGACCCCAAGCAAGGCGGGCCAAGCAGCGUGACCAGUGGUGCUAUGGCACAGACCACUGGUGCGAUGGCGAGGAUAGGUACACCACAGCAAGACAGCAAUGACUUGACAAUUAGCCGCGCCGAAAGCGCGCGGCGGGUGUUGGAAGCCCGACGGAAGAAGCAGACGCAGAAGAACGACGAUCCCAGCGGUAGCAGCGCAACUCCUGGCAUGGGCACCCAAGGCAUUCCAGAAUCAACGACGCCGACAUCGUCGGGCGUGUCGCAGAUGCUGGGCGGACGACUCCUGCAGGGCAUUCACGACAUCCUCAUGGUGAUGGAUGAAAAGGUCGAAAACCUUGUGACGGACGUCAACAACAUGCGCGCAGACUUCCAAGGUCUUCCACAGGAGGGCGCAACAGAGAGAAAACUCAGUGAGAUUCAGUCCAGAGUCGACAUUGGCUUUGCCACGAUCUUCUCUCAACUGAAAUAUUAUCAUGCACAUCCGCGCCCAGAGGGUGAUAUAUCUCCCGAUGGCAUGGUAGCCCAUGUGCCGGGAAGUCGCCAGGUUGAGCUCAUUGCGCCCGUUAUGGGAACCCCUGAGGGGGUGAGGCAUAGGGUGUCUUCAUCGGUAGCCAGCUCUUCCGUGCGAGAGAGGUCUGAUGUGCACGAACUAUGGGAGGAGAUGGAGGCUAUGGAGAACAUGGGGACGGAAGAUUUGAUUGCGUGCGAAACCCAGGACCGAAGUGCGAGUUGCCUGGAGAUGGCUCGAAAGUUGAACGGCACCUCUGCCGCAGUGGAGCUAACUGGGGCAUAUUGGGUCAGCGGUACUCUGAGCCUGCUGCCCCAACCUCAGCCUCGAGUGCAGCCAAGGCUCUCCACCCACGAAGAGGCUUUGACGAAAGUGAUGUCCGCCCUCUCCUCCAAACAGUCCUCCAAACGCAACUCGCGGGCCUCGAAUGGGAAUUCUGCCAGCCGAAUCUCCCGAAACUCCGCCAACGGCUCAAGCAGCAAAGAGAAGGUGACCUUUGAAGACAGGGAAGAGAGAGGCUCACACAGAUGGAAAAACGGCGCGAGCUCCAAAUCAAGAGUGGACGAGUUCAAGGAUUUUAUUAAACCUCGGCAGCGAUCAUCAGCGCAGAAGUUGGUGUGGAACUUUCUAGAAGAUCCUGAUUUGGUGCGCGGCGGGCGCUCCUAUGGGAACAUCUUGUUCUUCGCCAUCAUCCUCAGCGCAGUGCUUCCGAUCGUCCCAACCCCAAUUGAGCAGGACUGGUUUUUAAAGCCGAUGAUGUAUGUCCUGUUGAGUCUGGAUUCCUUGUUUUUCUUGGAGGUGAUAUUCAGGUUUUAUGGUGCUCCGCAUCGUUUGCGAUUUUUCGGCAGUAUCCACAAUUGGUUGGAUAUCCUCUCGGUGCUGCUGCCGGUCGCCUUGAAAAUUCGCCUUCAGUCGCUCAAUUUGGCUGCCGAUGCCCAUCCCGAAGUGGAGGGUGUCGAGCUUGGCCUACUUGUCAUGGUGCCUGUGCUUCGCUUGCUGAAGCUUCUUCGGCGUUUUGAGAAUAGCCAUCUCAUCAAGCAGGCGUUCAGAGAAGCCGUUGGAGCCUUGCCAUCUCUCCUGUACUGCAUGAUGGUUCUGGUGGUGGGCUUUUCCGCAAUCAUCUACGUCUUGGAGCCACGUGGAAACGUGGAGACAAUGCCUAGAGCCAUUUGGUUCACGAUGGUGACUCUGACCACGGUCGGAUAUGGUGACGUAGUGCCUGUAUCGCCCGGAGGAAACAUUGUCGUGUGCGUGCUGAUGAUUGUGUCGGCAAUGUAUAUGGCAAUGCCUUUGGGCAUCGUUGGAAAGGCCUUUGGAUCCGUUUGGGAUGACCGGCAUCGCUUGCUGCUAAUGCAGCGGCUGCGCACCCGUUUUUCCACCGCACCUCGGUACGAGCUGAACAAGCUCUCAGAUUUUCUUGCAUGA
Molecule: messenger RNA, 2130 nt
Organism: Cladocopium goreaui
Lineage: Eukaryota; Dinophyceae; Suessiales; Symbiodiniaceae
Source: the annotation of a GenBank genome assembly